Molecule: messenger RNA, 399 nt
Organism: Marasmius oreades (fairy-ring Marasmius)
Lineage: Eukaryota; Fungi; Basidiomycota; Agaricomycetes; Agaricales; Marasmiaceae
Exons: 1
Coding region: 1-399 (132 amino acids)
Source: RefSeq, a predicted model, not a curated record
AUGUCCAAUGGGGAUAUCGAAGUAUUCGAGCAUGCAACCUAUCCGGCCACGACCCGAGCGACAGAUAGCGAGCAAGCAUUUUUCGUGCUAUCUCAUUCCAACCAUACUUCCCCUUAUCAUCCACCCACCAUCAUGCCCACAAUUCCAGCACCAUCCGUAGACUCCAAUCGUGAGGAGUGGCCAGAUGCAGAUUUUGAUAUUCCAGAGGGCCAGCCGCUGCAUUCAAUAACGGACAAAGACGAUGAGGAGGAGGACUGGGACCUUGAGAUGGACUUGGGCAAAACCGGCAGCGCCAGAAUACGAGCUCCUUCCGCCUCUAUUGUCUCCGAUCUCAUUCCCUCCACCAUGACCGGAGUGAUCACCAUCCGUCCACCCACAGCCUUCUAUGCAGCAUUCUGA